Lolium rigidum is the source of this 559-nucleotide messenger RNA. Its product is annotated as superoxide dismutase [Cu-Zn] 2-like. The transcript has 6 exons. Bases 1 to 366 code for a protein of 121 amino acids. NCBI's taxonomy places the organism in Eukaryota, Viridiplantae, Streptophyta, Magnoliopsida, Poales, Poaceae. The record is from RefSeq and is a predicted model, not a curated record. Gene Ontology annotation, molecular function: copper ion binding; superoxide dismutase activity. Gene Ontology annotation, biological process: removal of superoxide radicals.
AUGAUCUCCCCCGGCGCGAGCUCGCCCACACACUUCCUAUCCCCGCCGUCCUCGUCGGGCUGGAACCUCACGCCGCAAGGACCCCAUUUUAAUCCACAUAAUAAAUCCCAUGGAGCACCUAUUGAUACUGAACGACAUGUGGGCGACCUGGGAAACAUACAAGCCAACAAAGAUGGCGUUGCAGAAGUCUUCAUAAAGGACUUGCAGAUUUCACUGAGCGGGCCUCAUUCCAUACUGGGAAGGGCAGUUGUUGUUCAUGCUGAUUCUGAUGACCUAGGAAGGGGUGGCCACGAACUCAGUAAAUCAACAGGAAAUGCAGGAGCCAGGAUUGGAUGUGGUAUCAUUGGAAUCCAGCCUGCUGUUUAACCAAGAGCCAGUGGAGCUGCUCCUGUUGGAACUGUUGAGCUCAGACAAGGAAACAAUGAUGUCGGUGUUCUGGAGUCUGGAAACAUUCAACGUUAUACAGUUUGAUGUGAUAUUACCAUGUUUAGUUAUGUAUAUGAAUACAAAUACACUUUAUAUCUGAAUAAAAUGGAAAGAAUAGUAGCACGAACUUGCA